UUUGGAUGAAACCCUGACUGAGAGUCUGAGUGGAACCCCCCUAACCCAGCCAGUCUCUGUGCUCUCUCCGCCUCUCCCCCUCACCCUCACCCUCACCUCGUAACUCUCUCGUCUCUCCCCUCACCUCGUCGCUCUCUCAGUCUCUCACCUCGUCCCCUCACCUCGGUCGUCGUUGCGGUCCCGUGCCCCUGCCCUCUCUUCGCCGGCGGCAGAAGCAGACGGAACCGGAUCUGGUCCCUUGGGGGGUGGUGGUGGUCGUCUUCUUGCUUCUCACGGUCUCUGUCUCGCACCUGGUCUCGACCUCUCCCUUCCCUGCGCUCUUCGUCGCCGGUAGCAGAGGCAACAGAUCCCGGUGGGCUGGUCUUCGUUGUCGUAUUCUUGCUUCGAGCCUUGCCAUCAGCUUCUCCUUCGCCGUCAGCUUCCUUGGUGCAACCCAAUUUGAUCGGUUCAAUCGGUUCAAUUAGUGAUCCAUUGGUUGAACCUGAGACCCAGUAGCCUGACCGGUUCGAUCACCGGGUCGGUUCUAACAACUAUGAUUUCAUCACAUUUGGUGUCUUUUCAAUGCGAAUAUUUAAAGCGCAUGUUGACAAAUGAGGCCAAUUCCUAUAGCUACAGGAAAGCAAACAAAAGCAUCAAGAAGAAGGAUAUAGUGACAAGUGUAGCUCCAUUCUGGAUUUUAAGGAGAUAAAAAAAAGAGUCAAGUCUGAUGAAUAUGUUGAAGCAAGCAGUCGGAAGAACUUGGAAAAGCAGCAGUGGUUAUGCUUCAGAAGGAGGAACAAAAAUUUUGGCUUGGAGUUAUGUUCCUUCAUUCUAUUUCCACAAUACACAAGCUCAUACAGCACCUAGAAGCUUUUUCGGUGUUGAGGAUUUCCUUGAUGACGACAACAGCAAACCUUACACUUACCAGAAAGGGAAGAAAUCAAAGAAUCCACAAAAACAUGUAUCAUUCAAACAAAGAACUGUUGCAUACAUGGAGCCUUUUACUCUUGAUGUGUUCAUCUCAAAGCGUUUUGUGUCGGCUUCGCUCACCCAUAGAGUGACAAGCAAACAGGUUGCAGUUUCUGGUACCAACUCCAAGGACAUAAAAGCUGUUCUUAAAUCUCGUUCAGACAUACCAGCUUGCAUAGCAAUUGGAAGGAUUUUGGCCGAAAGAGCAAGAGAAGCUGAUGUUUACACUGCCUCUUAUACUCCAAGGGAUAGGGAUAAAUUUGAAGGGAAAAUCAGAGCUGUAGUUCAAUCACUUAUUGAUAAUGGGAUUGAUGUCAAGGUUUAUCUUGAUUGAGUUAUUAACAUCUAUUUGAGCAAAACUUGCCAACUAAA
Arachis duranensis is the source of this 1320-nucleotide messenger RNA. RefSeq lists its product as uncharacterized. The transcript has 3 exons. Gene Ontology annotation, biological process: translation. The record is from RefSeq and is a predicted model, not a curated record. Bases 707 to 1282 code for a protein of 191 amino acids. Gene Ontology annotation, cellular component: ribosome. Lineage: Eukaryota; Viridiplantae; Streptophyta; Magnoliopsida; Fabales; Fabaceae. Gene Ontology annotation, molecular function: 5S rRNA binding; structural constituent of ribosome.